Schizophyllum commune H4-8 is the source of this 890-nucleotide messenger RNA. RefSeq names its product thioredoxin-like protein. NCBI's taxonomy places the organism in Eukaryota, Fungi, Basidiomycota, Agaricomycetes, Agaricales, Schizophyllaceae. The record is from RefSeq and is a predicted model, not a curated record. The transcript has 4 exons. Gene Ontology annotation, cellular component: cytoplasm. Bases 74 to 721 code for a protein of 215 amino acids. Gene Ontology annotation, molecular function: glutathione transferase activity; glutathione binding.
AUCGGUCUGCCCACCUUAUACCUCCCUAUCCACAACGCCUCGCUAGCAACUCUCCUCCACACAUACCUUCCCGAUGGUCCUCACGCUCUACGGUUCCCCGAUGUCGACGUGCACGCGCCGCGUUGGGAUUGUGCUGAUGGAGAAGAAGAUCCCGUUCAAGUUCGUGCCCAUCGACCUCGCGAAGGCCGAGCACAAGAAGCCCGAGUUCGUCGAGAAACAGCCGUUCGGGCAGGUCCCGUACAUCGUCGACGACGACGGCUUCACGCUGUUCGAGAGCCGCGCAAUCGCCCGCUACCUGAACGACAAGUACCCAGAGCAGGGCAUCAACCUCGUCCCGACGGGGCUGAAGGAGAAGGCGCUCUUUGAGCAGGCUGUGUCUAUCGAGGGCAGCAACUUUGACCGCUAUGCGAGCAGCGCGGUCGCGGAGAAGAUCUUCAAGCCGAUGAAGGGUCUCGGCGGCAGCGACGAGCUCGCGAAGACCGAGCUGGAGGUGCUCGACAAGAAGCUCGACGCGUACGACGUUAUCCUAGGCAGGCAAAAGUACCUCGCCGGUGACAAGCUGACGCUUGCCGACCUGUUCCACAUCCCAUACGGCUCGAUGCUGGCGAAGAUCGGGUACAACGGGCUGGAGAAGAAGCCGAACGUGGCGCGCUGGUGGAAGGACAUUUCGUCGCGCGAGUCGUGGCAGGCGGUCAAGGAUGGUGUGAAGGGCACCGCGUAGGUGAUGAAGGACGAAGGAAAGGACUGUAGAAUCUUGUAUAACUAAAAGGACUAUGCAGUAGCAAAUCAAGUGCAAAUGGCUCGUUCUCUUGCCAAAUUACCAGACUCGCUCGGGAUUUGCCGAGCGCACUUACAAAACUUGAUUUCUUUCCCUGCACGUCGACGUCGCC